Molecule: messenger RNA, 4709 nt
Organism: Hemibagrus wyckioides
Lineage: Eukaryota; Metazoa; Chordata; Actinopteri; Siluriformes; Bagridae
Gene: spock3
Product: SPARC (osteonectin), cwcv and kazal like domains proteoglycan 3
Exons: 11
Coding region: 211-1362 (383 amino acids)
Molecular function (GO): protein binding; calcium ion binding
Source: RefSeq, a predicted model, not a curated record
CAUACGCUCAGUGCGCAGAACCAGAGGCAGAGAGAAGCAGCGCGCGACAGCGCUCGUGCCCUCGUGCUGAAGGUGACGAGUAGCGGAACUGCGAGCAGGCAAGGAGAGAGAGAGAGAGAGAGAGAGAGAGAGAGUCGCAGCAGCAGUAACGGCUCGGCGCGCGCAGCCUCACGCGACAGCUCUAAAAGUCCUCGUGCAGAAGGUGACGCGAUGCUCCGCGCCGUCAUGCUGCUGGUGUGUGUGUGCGCGGCGGUGAUCACCGGAGCGGCCGCCCGCCAGGACAACGGAAAUUUUCUCGACGACAAAUGGCUGACGGCUCGAUGGGACAAAUUCCGUGACGAGCCGGGAUCGUGGAACCCUGGGAAGCCGCUUGAUCAAGCUCUGGAUCCUGCCAAAGACCCCUGCUUGAAGAUUAAAUGCGGCCGACACAAGCAGUGCGUGGCCGAAGACUACAAAAAGCCGACCUGCGUUAGCCAGUCGAGCUUAAAGAGCACAAGCCUCAAGCCUCCGCUGGUGAAGUGUAAGAGAUGUCCGCUGGUACAUCCUGCACCAGUGUGUGGGACAGACGGACACACUUAUUCCACCAAGUGUCAAAUGGAGUAUCAGGCAUGUAUCUCUGGAACACAGAUUGCAGUGAAGUGUUCAGGACAGUGCCCAUGUGUGUUAGAAAUAAACAAAGCUCUGGAGAAGAAAGAGUGCACUGAUGCUGAACUGAGCAAAGUGGUGAGCAGACUGAGGGACUGGAGCAGAGAUGGGUACGAGAGCAGCAAGAAGCUGAAGCUCCUCAGACCAGAAAUGAUGGACAUAACUAAGGCACCCAUCUGUAAAGGCUCCCUGGGCUGGAUGUUCACCAGACUGGACAUGAACUUUGAUCUUCACCUGGAUCAGUCAGAACUGGCCGGUCUCCUCCUGGAGAAGGAAGACGCAUGCACAAAGACCUUCCUCAGGUCAUGUGACCUGGGCCGAGACCAGCUCAUCUCCAGCAAAGAGUGGUGCUCGUGCUUCCAGAGACACCUGGAGUCUCCCUGCCAGUCACAGAUUAUUAACAUCCACAAACAGCAAGCUAGGAAGAAACUACUGGGUCAGUACAUCCCCUCCUGCGACGAGGACGGCUUCUAUAAGCCUCACCAGUGCCAUGGCAGCAGUGGACUGUGCUGGUGUGUGGAUCGCUAUGGAAACAAGGUCGCCGGGUCACGCAGGAUGGGACCGGCCGAAUGCGCACUGGAGGGUUCAGGAGACUUCGGGAGCGGGGACUCGUUGCUCUCCGAUGACGAAGACGACGCCAUCCUGAACGAUCAGGAGGACAUGGGAGACGACGAAGAAUACGACGACGACGACGACGAUGACGGAUACCUGUCGUAAUCGUCGUUACGCUUAUUUUUUUUUCUUUCUGCUUUUUUUUUUUUUUUUUUUCUAAAAGAGGAAGGAGAAACCAAAAGCACGUUUUUAGGCGUCACUUGUAGAAAACGAAGUACUAAUAUUACUAAUGGCUUAGAUAAAGGUAUAUUUCCCUCUCGCUGUGUAACAUUUGUAUUUUACAGAAAAGAAAAAUAAUAGAACUGAUCAAUACGACGCGUUUUAUUUUUGUUAUUUUGAUGUUGUUGGGCGUUUUCGAGAGAGUGGGUCUGCUGUAUCCCUUUGGGGCAGGAAGUAGGAAUGAUCUCACACACACACACACAAAAUAACACAGAACACACACAACAUACAUACAGAAAGUCUUACUUUGAGUAAGACUCAUUAGACUACCUUUCUGAAGGGAUAUGUGAACCCACACACACACACACACACACACACAGUGGCAUAUUUGCAGCAGAAUUUCUUCUAGUUCCAUGUGUGUCCUUGUUUCGCUGUACCUUACAGACUUCAUUGCACUGUUUUUUGGCUCUAAAUGGCGAAUAUAGAAUACGUAAACUCAGCACGGAGGAUUCGGGAUUAACACAUUUCUACCUAAAAAGCAAAGCAGCUCUAUUUUAACAAGAUUAUUGUCCAUUGUUCUUGAAUCCUCUGCAUUUAUAACACACACACACACAGUGUAAUUACAACAGACAAAAAAAAGUUUAAAAGAACCUGUUUAUUCAGAUCGUCAUGAAUGAAUGAUGUCGUCGAAGAUAUUUGUGAAUAUUCAUUUGGUCAGUAGUAGGAAAAAAAAUCAACAACAGGAAGUUACUGUUGCUAUGGAGACCACAGCAGCUUGCCAUGCAUUCUAGUUAUUAAUCUCAUUUAUUAAUGAACAACAUAUCGUACUUUUUAUCCGUUUAACGUUGCUGGAUCACCAUCAUUUUUUCUCUCUUUUGAAAUUAAUAAGACUAAUAAAAUGCAGCAUUGACACUAAAGACUCCAUCCAAAUUAUUCGCAAUGUACAUCUAAUGUGGUUUUUUUUUCACUUUAUCCGAGUAAAAAUAAUAAAGAACAUAUCGAACUCGACACUAAAUGAAUGAUGAGGGAUGAUGAUGCCUCCAGACACCAACAAGGGUAACAUUAACCCUAACCCUAACACUCUAAUCAUUGGCUCAGUUCACAAAUCAAGACAAUUAGGUGAGAAAACUAGCAUAAGUCAAUGAAUUGUUUGAUUAUUAGGUGAAUUAGCAAACAUUUGGCUGUUCUUGAGAUCCUGUUUGUCAAUGGCAGAGGAAGAAACUGUGUAGUUCUGAAAUUAACCAGCAAUUGCUUAGGUAUGACUGCAUCUUUUUAAGAGAAUUUGCACUUUUGUUUUUGAGGUCUGUAUGAGACUAAAGUUAAGGCUUUUCUCAGUCUUGACUCAUUUGAACUCCAUCAUGAGCCUAUGGAACUCCAUCUUAAAUCAUUGAAUCAUCAAACUCAGAUCUUGACUCACUGGAACUCUGACUCAUCUGAACUGAAUCUUGACUAGUUUGAACUUGAUCUUGACGCAUUUGCACUGCAUCCUGACUCAUUUGAACUGCAUCUUGACACAUCUGAACUCAAUCCUGAUUCAUUUGAACUGCGUCUUGACUCAUUUGAACUCCAUCUUGACUCACUGGAACUCCAUCUUGACUCAUUUGAACUUCGUCUUGAUUCAUCUGAACUGCAUCUUGACUCAUUUGAACUCCUUCUUGUCUCAUUUGAACUGCAUCUUGACUCAUUUGAACUCUAUCUUGACUCAUUGGAACUUCGUCUUGAUUCAUCUGAACUGCAUCUUGACUCAUUGGAAAUCCAUCUUGACCCAUUUGAACUGCAUCUUGACUCAUUUGAACUCCAUCUUGACUCAUUUGAACUCCAUCUUGACUCAUUUGAACUCCAUCUUGACUCAUCUGAAAUGCAUCUUGACUCAUUUGAACUGCAUCUUGACUCAUUGGAACUCCAUCUUGACUCAUUUGAACUUUGUCUUGAUUCAUUUUGAAAAACUCCAUUUUGAAUCUUUUCAACUCAGUCUUGACUGAUAUGAGCUCCAACGUGACUCAUUUGAACUCCAUCAUGAGUCAUUAUAACUCCAUCUUUAAUCGUUUCAACUAAGUGUUGACUCAUUGGAACCCAGAUGUUUCUGGGGUUACACAUUUGGACUUUAUCUUGACUCAUUUGAACUUCGUCUUUAUUCAUUUUGAGGAACUCCAUUUUCAGUCAUUUCAACUCAGUCUUGAGCUCCAACGUGACUCAUUUGAACUCCAUCAUGAGUCACUGGAUCUCCAUCUUUAAUCGUUUCAACUAAGUCUUGACUAAUUGGAACUCUUGGACUCAUUUGAACUUCAGCUUGAUUCAUUUGACCUUGAUAGUGACUCAUUUGGAAGCAUUUGACUCAUUUGAACUUCAGCUUGAUUCAUUUGAACUUGAUCUUGACUCAUUGGAAGCCUUUGAUUUGUGUGAACUUCAACUUGACUCACUUGAACUGAAUCUUGACUCAUUUGAACUCGAUCUUGACUCAUUGGAACUCGUUAACUCAUUUAAACUUUUUUAAACUCAUUUGACUCCAAUUUGACUCAUUUAAACUCCAACUUGACUCAUUUGAACUCGAUCUUGACUCAUCAGUACUUAUUUAAACUGAUUCACAAACUUCACAAAUGUGGUGAAUAAAAAAAAAACAACAACAUUGGAGUUACUCCUUUAACACAGAGCGACAUGUGAGAGACACUUUGACUCAGUGGCUGAUGAGAUACAAUUAUAAUCACACACACACACACACACGCACACAUACACACACACACACAGGCAUCUGUGUUUGUGCUCCAGCUUUUGGGGGCGACGCCAAACCUGAGAUCAGACUCAUUGAAGCGUUGUUGGUGUGUGUGUGUGUGUCUGUGUCUCACCCACACACACCCACACACACACACACAGACACACACACAGAGUUUUUUGUUGUUAUGUGUCAUCUGUUAGUUGUCCUGAGAUGUACAGUGCCUUUGAGUAGAAGAGAAAGAAACUUCUAGGGAAUUUUAGCCUACAGUGUCGUUCCAUUCAGUUUUUUUUUGUUUUUUUUUUCUUUUUCACGUCGCUGUGUUCCUCCGUGUUUUUGCAACCGACAGAAGUUCCAGAUGUUCAGUCUGCCUGUGUCUGUAGUGUCGCUUUCAUGAUCUCUUGAUUUGAUCUGGAGUUCGAUUUAAUCGCGUUUCACGUUCACAUCUACGUCAGAACAAAAUAUAGAAACUAUAAAAAAAUCCCCUUACCUACAUCUGUCCAGCUGUUGCUAUAGAAAUUCCAAAUGCAUUUUUUUUACAGUGUAUGUAAUAUUUGCUGAAAUAAAGUUCUAUCAACCUGAA